UUUCUCUUCACGACACGCACACACAUACACAUUAACAUACACAAUACACAUACACUCCCUCUCUCUCUCUCUACAAUGGAGCUUUGAAUUGGAUGUAACGGUAUAAAAAUUACAGCGACAAAUCUCCAGGAUUCGGAACUCACUGACAAAGGAUUCCCUUUUACAUGUGAUUGACAAUGAAGAGGAGUGUGCCAUUUGCUUUGGAUAUUUCAUCGGAUGAUGAUGAUGAUGAUGAUAAACCUUCUCCAUCCAAUGGAAACAAAAAUCUUUCUAUUACCAAGCGCCCAAAAAUCGAGACUACACUUAUCAAUCCAAUUCCUGCCAAAGAAGUAAUAACCGAAGAAUUACUGAGAAAAAGUGCAAAAAUGUAUCAAGAAUUCAUGAAGGAGAUUCCGAUUCCGGCACAACAUCGGUCAAUCAUUCCAUUCAAGUCAUGGACCGGAUUAGCCAAUUCCAUGAAACAGAUGUACCAGCAACCACUCCAUUACUUGACCAACAUUCGAAUGAAAGAAUGGGAUGAAAUGAGAGAUGAUCCUCUGCCAUUGGACACCAUGAUUCAUCCCUGUAAAGCUGAAACAAACAUCUGGCUCAUUGAAGAAGUUCAUAGGCUGACAUCAUCCCAUCAGUUUCUUGCUAAAUUAUGGAUAGCUGAUCCUAUGUACUACACUUUUAUUGAUUCUGUUUUCCCCCAGUUAUGACACUCUAAUUACCAUCUCUAGACUCUCUAGCUUCUUAGUUUGCAGAUUUACUUUAGAAGAAAUAUGUUAGACUUUGCUUUUUAAGAAAUAUGUUGAUGGUUGCCCA
Messenger RNA from Lactuca sativa (garden lettuce), 804 nucleotides. It is a transcript of the gene RDM1, whose product is annotated as RNA-DIRECTED DNA METHYLATION 1. Gene Ontology annotation, biological process: gene silencing by siRNA-directed DNA methylation. NCBI's taxonomy places the organism in Eukaryota, Viridiplantae, Streptophyta, Magnoliopsida, Asterales, Asteraceae. Gene Ontology annotation, cellular component: RNA polymerase V complex; nucleus. The record is from RefSeq and is a predicted model, not a curated record.